Messenger RNA from Platichthys flesus (European flounder), 4094 nucleotides. It is a transcript of the gene b3galt6, whose product is annotated as UDP-Gal:betaGal beta 1,3-galactosyltransferase polypeptide 6. Lineage: Eukaryota; Metazoa; Chordata; Actinopteri; Pleuronectiformes; Pleuronectidae. Gene Ontology annotation, cellular component: membrane. Bases 862 to 1881 code for a protein of 339 amino acids. Gene Ontology annotation, molecular function: UDP-galactosyltransferase activity. Gene Ontology annotation, biological process: glycosaminoglycan biosynthetic process. The record is from RefSeq and is a predicted model, not a curated record. The transcript is spliced from 3 exons.
ACGGAAACACAAAGGAAACUAAGUGUUUGUACACAUGGAUGUUUAUUAUGGGAUUUUUGCCACUUCUCUCUUCAGGGGGCUUCACUUCCGGUGUCGUCACAGCUGCUGCAGCUGCACAGAAGAACGGCUCUGUUCUUCGCAAGAGAUGAAUACUGCGCUGUGUUAGCUGGCUCAGCUAACAGGCUAACAGGCUAACACCCCCCUCUCUGCCUGUCGUUACCUGCCGGCCCAACACCGCUUACCGGGCUGGUUCCACAUUCGUCUCUGGGUCACGAUGAGCAGCCUGCGUGUGCUCACAUCCAGCGGACUGAGCUGUGCGCGGAGCCUCCUUCCCUGCUAGCUAGCGUUAGCUCCACGGAGCCACUGUAUGUGUGUGUGGCCCGCUCUGCCUGCAUCAUCCCCGGGACUGGUACACUUCAUUCCGCUCAGGUAACCGACACAUCCUCGGAAUCGAUCUGUGCUCGCUGCUGUGUGGUCGGUGAACAGCUCAGAUACUGAGCCCAGCAAGCAGGUGGUACUACAGAACCGCAGGGUUAGGGUUUUACUCUGCUGACCUGCUCUGCAGCUGCUGCUUUCCCAGGUCAAAUGUGUGAUCCAUGAGCAGAAAUGAUCAUCCUAACUGUCAAAAAAUGAAAACAGGUCUUGACGCUGCUGCCACGGGUCCGAUGCCACGACUGACACAGACAACCCUGAAGCGCAUGCAUGUUUGUUUACACCUGUAAUGUCUGUGAUCACAGCGGUUAAACAAGCUGAGCCUCUAGUGCCCUCCAGUGAAGAAUACAUUUCACUGUAUUUGUUAUAAUCAAUCAUCAUGCUUUUAGUUGUCUAUUGAAGAAAAGCAUACAGCUUAGACACAUCACGAUGAAUCUGUUACGUCUGGUUUGCCGCCACAAAACAGCCCUGGUCCUCGGCACUGUUUGCAGCUUUGCCAUAGUUCUUGUCUUCUUGGCCAAGUGCACCUCAGAAACCUUGAAACAGGGCCACCCGGAUCCUCCAGGCUUGGCCCCUCGUGCCAAUGUUUUGCAGUCCCAUCCAGAGCAGCACAACCCCCUCUCUACAGCCAAAGACUUGUCAGCAUUCCUCGUGGUCCUUAUCACAACCGGACCCAAGUACACCGAGCGGAGGAGCAUCAUCCGAAGCACCUGGCUUGCCAAGCGGGACUCCGAUGUUCUUGCCAUGUUUGUGGUGGGAACUCAGGGCCUUUCCAAUGAGGACAUGCAGAACAUCAACACAGAGCAAGGGCGGCACAAAGACCUGCUCCUACUGCCCGACUUACGAGAUUCUUACGAGAACUUGACAAUGAAGCUGCUCCACAUGUACUCCUGGCUGGACCAGAAUGUGGAGUUCAAGUUCGUCUUCAAAGCGGAUGAUGACACAUUUGCUCGCUUGGACCUCCUCAAAGAUGAACUGAAGUUAAAAGAACCCAGCCGGCUCUACUGGGGCUUCUUCUCAGGGAGAGGCAGGGUGAAAACAGCCGGCAAGUGGCGGGAAAGCGCCUGGGAACUUUGUGACUACUACCUGCCCUAUGCACUGGGCGGGGGCUACUUCCUCUCAGCCGACCUGGUGCGUUACAUACAUCUCAACGUAGGUUACUUGAAGACGUGGCAGAGCGAGGACGUGUCGCUGGGGGCCUGGCUGGGACCAGUGGAUGUCCGGCGGACGCAUGACCCGCGCUUUGACACAGAGUACAAGUCGCGUGGUUGCAACAACAAAUAUCUGGUCACACAUAAGCAGAGCCUGGAGGACAUGCUGGAGAAACACCAGACUCUGCAGCGCGACGGCCGGCUCUGCAAGGAGGAAGUCAGGCUGCGACUGUCCUAUGUGUAUGACUGGAGUGUGCCACCCUCACAGUGCUGCCAGAGGAAGGAUGGCAUUCCUUAAAUCUGAAACCAUGGAAGUUGGCUUUUGAUUUGUGUCGUCUUACUCUGUGAAAGUAAGGGAUAAGGUUUUUCAGCCAAUUCAGGACUAUUACAUGGUUUUAAUGUUGUGUAAUAGGUACCAUACAUUACAUUGUAAAAACAUGAAUUCUGUUCAGACACCUCAUUUCUAGUUAAAAAAACAACAACACUUGAUUGAGUUCUUUACAGAUCUUUUUUCCAUCCAGGACAGAGGAUCUAGAUGGAUAUUGGUUUUAAUAGUCUCCAUGGUAAUUCAGAACAGGUCUGAGAAAUACAUAUAUAGAGAGACUGGAGUGGUUUUUAGAGCUAGUGUUCUUUGAGAAAAAGUCAUUAAAUUAUACUAUUUUUUGUUUCCAUAAACAGAAUAAAGGAUCAUAAAAGUGUUCAAGAGGUGAAAGGAAAAAAUCAAUCUCCACUACAAUGGGGUUUUAUAAGCACAAAUCUUUAACUUCAAAUGGCUGAUAAAUAUUAUCCAUUGACCCUGAAUCAGAAGCCAUCUUCCACCUUCUCUCUCUGUUGACCUGUAAACUCCUUUGGCCUUGUUACUUAGACCCAUGAUAAUGUCGGCGAUCUCCUUGGCACCAUGGCGGUGGCCUACUUCUCUCACCUCUCUGUGCUUCUUCUGCUGUACCUCUCGCUAAAUAUCGUCCAACUUGAUGUGUGGAGUUUCUUACGUGUCGUAGAUAGAAGUGGGAAACGCAGAUGGUAGUAUUUAACCCUGCCAUGAUGUUCUUUUUUGUGAAAGCAAUGUUUUUGUAUUUAAUUUAUUAUUAAUUUAUUCUUCAGCAAAAGACCACACUGGUACUGGGUCGCGACAGGAGCACAGUGGAUGGAGUUUGCUGUGUGUGAGUAGAAUAUGUAUUUAUAAACAUGGGGGGGAAUCAUGUAAUUCACAUAACUAAUGGAGAAGAAAUGUUCCCAUGUGAAUGUUUACGGUACAUGAGGUUUAAGGUGUUUGGAGUUGCACAGAAUGUGUUAGAGGAAAUGGUCGAAUGUGUUUUAUUCAGCAGGCCUUCUCACUCAUUAUACUGGAGCCUUCAUGAGGAGUCUAGGAUGAUAUUUAAAUCCAUGUAAUGUCUCCUGAUUCACAACACUACUUUUUCUUAAUGGAAAUUUCAAGUUUGUGAAUGUUUAUUUGUAGCACACCCCAGUUACAGGCCAAGUCCAUGUUAAAACUUUCUUGUUAAACAGUAUACCACUGGAAUUAAGUCGUGACUGAUGAGACUCAAUCUGGAAUCAAACAUGCAUGACUGCAUCAUCACUUCCAAAGGUCUCCACUUAUGUCCGUCCAGACGAAACCCCAGAGUUUUCAAAAUAAAACAGAGCCAGCAGCAUUUCCAACAGUCUCCAUUUCAGGGCGUAUGUGUUUGUUAUGUUUUGGUUUCAAAAAGCAUCUUCAACUUUUGAUACCUUUACUGGCGCCCACACUACUUUGGAGUUGUCAUGUUUCUAAAAUGGAGACUUUUGGAAAUUAUGACGAAUACACCCUGGUGGGAUUCAUCAGUGACAACUCAACUACCAGCCGUGAAUGCAAAGUUUUUACUAACUUCAGUAUUUCCACUUGGUCAUUGGAUCAAGAAAAGACAUUUCUGGAUUUUUUUUACCAAUGCAGUUUUUCUUCUGUUUUCAUAGUAUUUUCCUGCCACUAACCAACUGACAGACGAGAAGACAAUCUGCUUCCUGGUAACACCUGUAAACGCGUGACAAGUGUAUGUUUAUGGAUAUGUUAUAAAUGUUUUCAGGUGUGUUAUUGUGUACAAAGAUUAUUUAUGACCCGAGCUAAAACACUCGCCUGGACAGAGAUUGUUUUUUGAAACGCUUUUUUAAAAAUGAAAAUGUGUUAGUGUGGUCGUAGCUGGAGAAACCUAGCAGCUGGCACUUUGUCACUUUUUAACUAAGUAAAGGUCCAUAAGUCAUUAUUAUAGACUUAUUUUAUCUGAUGUAAAGCGCUAUAACCUUAACUCACUCCCUGAUGUCAACAACUGAGUCUCAGAACAUGUGAAAUGUGUACAGCAGCUUUGAAUAAAGGAGACGACGAGGUUCAGGAAAUAAAGAGUCGCAAGUUUCAUUCCUGCGGCUGCUGUUCUGAUUAAUCCAAUUUCAGUGUUUGCUUUUUGGUCAGCCUCCCUGGAUGUUUUAUUAUCCUGUUGCUUAUAUUCUCCCUCUAUCUAUAUAUAAAACAUUUUUGGAAGGAGA